AAACUGUAUGAGCAACUCGAUCCGGCCAAGUGUUGGAUUCUGGAAGCGACGAAGCGACGGGCAUUGGCGGAGAAUGUUGAGUCGUGGAGUGUCGAAAGUAAGAUGAAAGAGUUCGUCGAUACGCUCAAUUAUGUUCAUCCUGCGCUAUCAUUCAUUCUGGAUGUUGACGACCUUAACUGGGAAACAUAUUUCAACACUGACGAACUUGAGGAGCUGCGCACUUUUGGCGAUCCAAUCAUCAGGGAGCUUCCAUCCGAGCUUAAAACAAAGUUCUUCGAGAUGGAAAGUUUGAAGACGGCGUUGGAAGCAUAUCAGUUCGGCCAAGGUAUACACCACCACCCAAUCGAGCAACCACUCCUCGCCUGGCUCUCGCAAACCCUCAUGAACACGGCCAAAUUUUUCAUACCAGGUGCAAAAACCAACACCAAAGGCUUUCUCGAAACCGAUCGGCUCUACUACUUGUGGAGUUUGGUAAACACCAUUUACCAUCAUUCAGCGGUCGAAGCAUUGGGGUCUCUACCAGCCAUCCGAUCCAACCGAAGCCAGACCAGUCAGCCAGCAAAUUCCAAGCGCAAGCUUUCUGCUGUCGACGAGAUUGAGCGCGAAAAAAUAGGAAGAAGGCUCGAUACAAUUUACACUGCUAGCGAUCUUGAGUUUGGUGGCCUAGAAGCAGCAGCGAAUCGGGAUAACACGAAGGAAAUUCACGACGCAAAGUUGAGGUUACCAAUGUUCCUGAGAGACAUGUUAUCCGCAAUUGUCCGUAAAGCACAUGUCCUUGGCUACAAUGUGAAUGGUAUGUACAUCAACAAAUAA
Molecule: messenger RNA, 813 nt
Organism: Zychaea mexicana
Lineage: Eukaryota; Fungi; Mucoromycota; Mucoromycetes; Mucorales; Lichtheimiaceae
Exons: 4
Source: RefSeq, a predicted model, not a curated record